AAAGGCGUGCGCCGCCACCGCCCGGCAGAUGUUUUUAUUUGCAGAUGACAACAACCCUGCACAUAAAAGACCACGAAGACUACACCAGGAUACUCUUGAGGAUGUGAUCUCAGGAAGCCACAGAACAUAGAAUCAGCAUACAGAAAUCAACGUCUGUUUUAUAGCACUGACUAGGAAAGAAAACAAUAACAUUCACAACAUUUACAUUAAAAUAAACACAAAACUAGCCAUCAGAAAUCCAGAUGUGUAACAGAACAUGGUGACCUCCUGUCUUUGCUUUCCCUAGGUCCCCAACCUCUUCCUAUUAUUGUCCUGUUUAAACAGAGUCACCAUGGCCGGAGCUGAGGAAGCGGUCAAUGGCGGUGCUGACAAGCAUCCUCCCUUUGCUGCUGGGACGUCUGUGCUGUGCUUCGGCCAGAACCAGUACACAGCAGAAGAGUACCAGGCUAUCCAGAGGGCUCUGAGGCAGAGGCUGGGCCCGGAGUACAUCAGCAGCCGCAUGGCUGGGGGAGGCCAGAAGGUGUGUUAUAUUGAAGGUCAUCGGGUAAUUAACCUGGCCAAUGAGAUGUUUGGUUACAAUGGCUGGGCGCACUCCAUCACCCAGCAGAAUGUGGAUUUUGUUGACCUCAACAAUGGCAAAUUCUACGUGGGAGUCUGUGCAUUUGUAAGGGUGCAGUUGAAGGAUGGUUCCUAUCACGAGGACGUGGGUUAUGGAGUUAGUGAGGGCCUCAGGUCAAAGGCCUUGUCGCUGGAGAAGGCCCGGAAGGAGGCUGUGACUGAUGGGCUGAAACGGGCACUCAGGAGUUUUGGUAAUGCGCUGGGAAACUGCAUUCUGGACAAAGACUACCUGAGGUCACUAAAUAAGCUUCCACGACAGCUCCCUCUUGAAGUGGAUUUAACUAAGGCAAAGAGAGAAGAUUUUGAACCAUCUGUGGAACAGGCCAGAUACAACAGCUGCCGGCAGAGGCAAGCACCGGGACCCCCGCAAGCACCGGGACCCCCGCAAGCACAAGAAGCAACUUCCCCUUGCAGGCCAAGCCGCCCGCGCGAUUCAGACGUUAGGCUGCAGGGGGCUGAGGACUGCAGCAGCUCCUGCAGUCCGGCCGCCGCCGUGGAGAGGGAUGCCGUUCACCAGCGGAAGCUGCGCAAGCUCCGGCAGAAGCAGCUGCAGCAGCAGUUCCGGCAGCGGAUGGGGGUGCUCCUGCAGGGCCACACACCUGCCGCCGCCGCCGCCGCCGCAGGGGUGGAAGCUGAGUGUCAGGCCAUGCGUCCAGUCCCUCCUCCGGAACGCAGUACCCCCCAAACUGCUGCCUCAGAGCUCCGCAGGGACAGAGCUGCCUGUCCAGCUAACCCUGAAGACAGCCUUGAAAUGUGGGACCUGACUCCAGAUUUAGAGGACAUCAUUAAGCCCUUGUCUAGACCAGAACCACCCCAAACCUCUGCCUCCCGAGCCCUCAACAACCAGGAGGUGAUCCAGGAUGGUGUCCUUUGCCAACAGAUGCCACCUGAAAAACCUGGAGCCAGGCACCUGCAGACCUGCAACACUCACCAGCAUGUACUAGGACACUCUGACUCUCAUAGGAAGAGCCAGGACCUAAAGAAAAGGAAACUUGAUCCAUCCUGAAGCUGGAUUCCGUCAUGAGAAAUUUGGAAAACUGCAGUUUGGUUACAAAAUUUUUCCAAGGCUUUAUACCUUGGUUUAGUCUGAACUCAUUAGAGAAUUCAUUCAGAGUGUAUUAAUGGAGUACUUUAAAGAGGUUGUCAUGCCUCCCUGUGAUGGGAGGGAGGCCAACAGAUAAGAUGUCUUUCCUUUGGCUCUGCAAGUUUUUCAGAACUAUUCACUCCCAAACUACUGUAUUAAGAGAUUUUUAGUUUUCAGACUGCCUUCUGUUGUUUAGUGAUACAGCCUAUCUAAGCACCAGCUUGAUCGUCACCUACAUUAAUUAUAUGUGAGCUCAUCUUUCCUUGGGCUUCGGGUUUUUAAUGUUUUCCACUAAGUGCUGACCAGUAAGGCCAUGGUAGUGGUUCAGGAUCACACAUGGAUUCAUUCAUGUCAACAGAAGCCUCCCUUUAUCCAGAGAGAUGUGCCAAGACUUAUAGUGGGUGCUUAAGUGUUGGAUUAGGCUUUCUCCAUUCUCAGCACUUACCAUGUCCUGUGGUUGUAUGUAGUUUGUAUGCAGCAGGAAGCCCAGCAUGAAUUCUGUUCAACUUUACAUGAUUAAAUUGUAAUAAAGACUACAACCAUCUAAUGAGAUCUGGUGCCCUCUUCUGGCCUGCAGUCAUACAUGCUGUAU
Molecule: messenger RNA, 2294 nt
Organism: Onychomys torridus (southern grasshopper mouse)
Lineage: Eukaryota; Metazoa; Chordata; Mammalia; Rodentia; Cricetidae
Gene: Rad52
Product: RAD52 homolog, DNA repair protein
Biological process (GO): mitotic recombination; double-strand break repair via homologous recombination; DNA recombinase assembly
Cellular component (GO): nucleus
Source: RefSeq, a predicted model, not a curated record